UGUGUGUGAGCAGGGGCAGUUUAACUGCACCCAGGAGCGCUGUGAGGAGGUGAACCAGUGUCCAGGCUCUUUGGUCUACUCUCCACACUCCUGCCUCCUCACCUGCUCCAGCCUGGACCCUCCUGGCCAGCAGCAGGGGUCCAGUGUCGCAUUGACGGGCUGCAGACAGCCCCUCUCUGGCUGCGUCUGUCCCCAGGGAACUGUGCUACUAGGUGAUAAGUGUGUUCAGCCAGACGAGUGCCCAUGUCACCAUAAUGGUCAACUUUAUUACAACAACGACACCAUCACCAAAGAUUGCAACACUUGUGUGUGUAAGGAACGCCGCUGGCACUGCAGCCAGUCCGCCUGUGCCGGUGUGUGUGUGGCAACUGGUGACCCACACUAUGUGACAUUUGAUGGCCGCUGUUACUCCUUCCUGGGUGACUGUCAGUACGUGCUGGCGAGGGAGACCAGCGGUUUGUUCAGUGUGAUUGCAGAGAAUGUGCCAUGCGGCAGCACCGGGGUCACCUGCACAAAGUCAGUCACACUCAGCCUGGGAAAUACUGUCAUACAUCUGCUGAGAGGUAAAGCUGUGACAGUAAAUGGGAUGCCAGUUAGUCUACCAAAGUCUUAUAGUGGCAGUGGUCUGACUUUGGAAAGAGUUGGCUUGUUUGUCUCCCUCUCCUCCCGACUGGGGGUCACUCUGCUAUGGGAUGGAGGUAUGCGUGUGUAUGUGCGCCUGGCCGCCCACCUGCGGGGUCGGGUCAGUGGCCUGUGUGGUAACUUUGAUGGGGACACAGAGAAUGACUUUACUACGCGUCAGGGCAUCGUGGAGUCUACAGCCGAGCUGUUUGGUAACUCAUGGAAGGUCAGCCCCUCCUGCCCUGACGUCGCAGACCAGGACCUCAGAGACCCUUGUGCUCUGAACCCCCACAGAGUGACCUGGGCCAGGAAAAGGUGUGCAGUCCUGACUCAGGAGCUCUUCUCUAGGUGCCACCCUGAGGUGCCUUUCCAGCAGUAUUAUGACUGGUGUGUCUUUGAUGCUUGUGGCUGUGACUCAGGAGGGGACUGUGAGUGUCUCUGUACAGCCAUUUCUGCCUAUGCUGAAGAGUGCAACCAUAAAGGGGUCUACAUCCGCUGGAGGUCCCAGGAGCUCUGUCCUCUGCAGUGUGACAAUGGGAUGGUGUAUGAUCCGUGUGGUCCAGCCUGCUCUUCCUCAUGUCCCACUGUUCAGCGGAGUCCUCACUCCCAGUGUGGCACUCUCUCCUGUGUGGAGGGGUGCUUCUGCCCUGCUGGCACGGUCCGACAUGGGGACAGCUGUGUAGUUCCUGUUCAGUGUCCAUGUGAGUGGGAGGGCUCCAUGUUUCCACCUGGAACUACCGUCACUCAACACUGUCAGAACUGUUCCUGUGAGGCUGGUGUGUGGCAGUGUAAGGGUGUGGCUUGCCCUCCUGUUCGCCCCCCCUGUCUGGAGUCAGAGUUUACCUGUGCUGGGGGGCGCUGCAUCCCCUCCCAGUGGGUGUGUGACAACGAGAAUGACUGUGGUGAUGGUUCGGAUGAGAUCUGCCUGUCCACCUACUGUGGUGUGGUGUGUGAUGAGGGGGAGUUUCUGUGUGCUGGAGGACGUUGCAUUCUCUACCUCCAUCGAUGUGACGGACACGAUGACUGUGGGGACCUCAGUGAUGAGAGGGGGUGUGUGUGUGCACCGGGGGAGUUUCAGUGCCCUGGGGACCAGUGUGUCCCUGCAAACAGAGUGUGUGACGGACACACAGACUGCCCCUCUGGAACCGACGAAGCUGUCUGUCCAAGUAAAGUGACCUGUGCUCCUGACCAGUUUGCCUGCAGUGACGGUACAUGUGUCACCACCACUAAGCUGUGUGAUGGAACAACAGACUGUCCAGGUGGAGAGGAUGAGAACAGAACCAACUGCCACACUGCAACACCGUCACCCUCACCUGUCACCAUGCCAACUUCAGCUUGUAGGUUCUAUGAGUUCAGCUGUGCCACUGGUGGGCAGUGUGUGCCUCAGGCCUGGCGCUGUGAUGGGGAAACAGACUGUAUGGAUGGCAGUGAUGAGCAGCAGUGUACUACACCCUGUGGCCCUGGCCAGGUGCCCUGUCUGAUUGGGGACCAAUGUGUGGACUACCAGCAGCUCUAUAAAACUGUCUCACCAGUGCCCCCUGGCAGAGAGAACACCACUCUUACCUGUCCUGAAUUCACCUGUAUGGAUGGAUCCUGUGUCCCCUUCAAAAUGGUGUGUAAUGGUGUAACAGACUGCCCUGAUUCCACAUUGGCUCCACUUGGAGGCCCCACUGAUGAGCAGGGCUGCAGAAGCUGGAGCUCCUGGGGUCCGUGGAGCCCCUGCACCGCCUCCUGUGGGACAGGGUCCAUGAGCCGGCAGAGAACCUGUCCUGAAGGAGACCCACUGCGCCAGUGUCGGGGGCAGGACCUCCAGAGGCAGCAAUGCUUCAACUCCACCUGCCCUGUGGAUGGUCGGUGGUUGCCGUGGGGGAGCUGGUCUAACUGUUCCAGCUGUGGUGGAGUGCAGGUCCGACACAGAGGCUGCGUCUCUCCUCGCUACGGAGGCAGAGACUGUUCCCAGCUCCCUGGAUUCAACCUACCCAUGGAAAUCAAACCUUGUCCUGAUGAUGGCUGUGCAAACACCAGCUGUCCCACUGGGCUGGUGAGACACAGCUGUGCCCCUUGCCCAGUGUCCUGUGCACACAUCAGCAGUGGGACCACCUGUGAUUCAAUAGCACCCUGCUCCCCUGGUUGUUGGUGUCCAGAUGGCCAGGUGAUGAGCCAUAAGCAACAGUGCGUGCUACCAGAGGAGUGUGUGUGUGAAGUGGCAGGUUUGCGCUACUGGCCGGGCCAGCAGAUAAAAUUGGACUGUGAGAUCUGUGUUUGUGAGAGGGGAAGGCCCCAAAGAUGCCAGUCUAACCAAGACUGUUCAGUGCACUGUGGCUGGUCCUCCUGGUCUGAGUGGGGGGAGUGUUUGGGGCCCUGUGGGGUUCAGAGUGUCCAGUGGUCGUUCCGCAGCCCAAACAACCCCAUCAAGCAUGGAGACGGGAGAACGUGUAGAGGAAUUUACCGGAAAGCCCGCCGGUGCCAGACAGACCCCUGUGAUGAUUGUGAGUACCAGGGUCAGUCUCACGCUGUGGGAGACAGAUGGAGGUCAGACCCCUGCCAGUUAUGUCACUGUCUGCCCAACCUAACAGUGCAGUGUUCCCCCUACUGUCCUCACGCUGUCAGUGGAUGUCCACAGGGCCAGGAUCUGGUGCCUGGAGAGGGAGACAGGUGUUGCUACUGCCAAGGAGGAAAUGACACCAUCACUGUGACAAUAAGUCCAGUCACUGUGACCUCCAAGCCAGCAGAGGGCACUACACCUCUGAUUCCAACAUAUCCACUUCCUCCUGGAGAUGAGUGUUGGUCUCCUCUGGGUGUUCAGACCCUCCCAGCCUCCAGUUUCAGAGCCUCGUCACAGCAGACUGGGCACCCGCCUGAGGCAGGCCGCCUCCAUUGUCCAGAACCAGAGGAGUAUAAGGACCUACCACAGCGGAGGCCUGAAGGACACGCCAGCACCACACAGAGCCCGUACCUACAGAUAGACCUGCUGAAAUCAUACAACAUCACCGGUGUGCUAACCCAGGGUGGUGGUGUAUUUGGCACAUUUGUCUCCAGCUUCUACCUCCAGUUUAGCCAGGACAGCAGACGGUGGUACACUUACAAAGAGCUUGUUACUAAUGCCCGUCCCAGAGCCAAGGUUUUCCAUGGUAACCAUGAUGACCGCGGGGUGGCAGAGAGCCGGCUGGACAGGAUGGUGUCGGCUCAGUUUGUCCGGUUGCUGCCACACGACUUCCAGAACGGCAUCUACCUUCGCCUUGAGAUCAUGGGCUGCGGAGAUACAGGUGGCUGCAGAAAAAAAGAGUUCCAGUGUAAAAACGGUCGCUGUGUGCCAGCAGGUCCACUGGGAGUGGUCUGUGAUGGAGUCAAUGACUGUGGGGAUGGAUCAGAUGAGCUAUACUGUGGCAUUAUUUUCAUAGUGUAUCUUUUGGACUAUUUUCCUUAUCAAUGUAUGUUUUUGGAUUCCUCUUCCUCAGGCACGGCUCCAACCAAAGGCUCUCCAGGGUUGCAAAACCAGACCAGCUCCUCGGGGGGACCAGGUUUCCAUGGUGACAGUACAACAGGUGCCCCAGGCCUCCAUACCACCUGGUCCCAAGGUGGCAUUCCUGGUGUUGAAAGCCCUGGGGUCACAACAACUCCAAGUACAGGUCACCCUGGACUGCAUCUCACCACAAGCUCUUCUGGAAAACCUGGGUUGCAAACCACAACAAGUGAGACACCAGCCUCAUGGAACGCUACAACCCCCGAUGAUGAUGGUAAACCCAGGGUGCUUUGCAUCGAAGGCCAGUUUGUGUGCCGGUCCUUUGGCUGUGUCGACUCGGCACAGGUGUGUGACGGCAGACAGGACUGUUUGGACGGGUCGGAUGAAGAACGCUGCACAACAGCCAGACCUGCAGUGAACACAUGGGCCCCCCAAGUGCCGAGCCCCUGCUCACACAAACAAUUCUCUUGCAACAGUGGGGAAUGUGUUCACCUGGACCGCAGAUGUGACCUGCAGAAGGACUGUGUGGAUGGAUCAGAUGAGAAAGACUGUGUGGACUGCAUCAUGUCCCCGUGGACAGCAUGGAGUGUGUGCAGUGUGUCCUGUGGUCUGGGCUCCUUGUUCAGGCAGAGGGACAUUCUGAGGGAGGCUCUGCCAGGAGGGGCCUGUGGUGGAGCUCAGUUUGAUGGUCGAGCCUGUUUCCCUCGAGCAUGUCCAGUUGAUGGUCACUGGGCAGAGUGGAGCGAGUGGUCCGAGUGUGACGCUCAGUGUGGAGGGGGUGUCAGGCAGAGGAACAGAAGCUGCUCCGAUCCUCCUCCGAAGAACGGUGGGCGGGACUGUGGGGGCAUGACCCUGCAAAGCCAGAGCUGCAACAGCCAGCCCUGCACCAAAGACAUCGGAACACAGACAGGCUGUGUGGAGGGGAUGGUGCUGGUGACAGAGGCUGACUGCCAGGCUGGACGGGUGGAGCCCUGUCCUCCUACCUGCUCACAUCUCAGCUCGUCCAGCAACUGCACUGCAGCAUGUGUACCUGGGUGUCGCUGUCCUAAUGAUCGGUACCUUCAGGGUGGGCGUUGUGUAAAUUCCAGCCAAUGUGUGUGUCUGUGGCACGGUCACACACUCCAGCCAGGACAGACCGUCAACAGGGACCAGUGCACCGCAUGCGUGUGCAUAGACGGACAAGUAACCUGUGACAGUUCCCUCUGUGUGGCGGCCUGUCAUUGGUCAGCCUGGUCGUCGUGGUCACCGUGUGAUGUAACCUGUGGUCUGGGACUCCAGCAACGCUACAGGUCUCCAGUGAACCCAGCUGGAGCAGUCAGAGUCGAACCGUGUCCCGGAGACUCCUCUGAGGUCCGCCGCUGCUCCCCCCCCUGCCUGAUACCAGAUGGAGUCUGGAGUAAAUGGACCAGCUGGUCAGAGUGCAGUAAGACAUGUUUCAACCAUGUAGAUGAUGUCGGAAUCAGACGGCGAUUCCGCAGCUGCAACCACACACUCACACACUUCAACAAUACACAUGCUGACUCUGCCUGCGAAGGAGACAGCGAGGAGCCAGAGCCUUGUAACACUGUACACUGUCCAGUGAACGGCGGCUGGUCAGCAUGGGCAUUGUGGUCUCAGUGUUCAUCAGAGUGUGACUCUGGCGUCCAAACGAGACAGAGAUCCUGCAGUUCACCCUCGCCACAGCAUGGGGGCAGCAGCUGCCCGGGGCCACACAUUCAGACAGGAGACUGCAACUCACACCCCUGCUCAGGUGUGUGUCCAGAGGGCAUGGUGAAUAUGACGUCAGCAGAGUGUGAGGCUCACGGCGGUGCGUGUCCACGGGUGUGUUUGGACAUGACCCCCGCAGAGGUGGAGUGUGCCACCGCCUGUUACGACGGUUGCUACUGCGCCCCGGGCUUCUACCUGCUCAACGGCAGCUGUGUGCCCCUGGCCCACUGCCCCUGCUACCACCAGGGGGGGACAUACCCAGCCGGGACUACCCUGCCUGUAGAUGCCUGCAAUAACUGUACCUGCACGAAUGGGGAAAUGGUGUGCGGAGCAGCUUCCUGUCCUGUGGACUGUGGCUGGAGCGACUGGACCCAGUGGAGCGCUUGCAGUCGAACAUGUGAUGUCGGGGUGAGAAGGCGUUACCGUUCGGGAACCAAUCCUCCUGCAGCUUUCGGGGGUCGUCCUUGCAGAGGAGACAGAGUCGGAAUUGAUACCUGCAGCCUUGAACCAUGCUUCGGGGUUAAGGAGCCAUGGAGUGCGUGGUCGACGUGCUCGGUGACGUGUGGAGGAGGGUACAGGGCCCGGACCCGCGGGCCUAUCCGGAUCCACGGCACCUCUCAGCAGUUCAGCGCAUGUAACCUGCAGGCCUGUGGAGAGGACAGGGUGUGUCCUCCAGGCCAGCAGUGGAAGCAGUGUGUGAAGGGAGCUGUGUCUUGUACAGACCUCACAAUGGACCUCGGCAGGAACUGCACACCAGGCUGCCAGUGUCCACACGGAUCUGUCCAACAGGAUGGUGUGUGUGUUCGGGAGUCUAAAUGUCGCUGUGACUUGGAUGGAGAACAGUACCAUCCAGGAGAAACUGUGCCAUCAGACUGCAACAACUGUACUUGUGAAGCAGGGAGGCUGGUAAACUGCUCUCAAGUCAGAUGCAAUGUGGAUGGUCAGUGGUCAUCCUGGACCCCCUGGGGUCGGUGUUCGGUGUCGUGCGGAGCAGGUCUUCAGUCUCGCUACCGCUUCUGUUCCAGCCCCGAGCGCUCGGGCAGUGGUCUGCCAUGUCUGGGUCCUCACAGAGAGGACCAAGUCUGCCUCGCUGCUCCAUGUGACCGGGAUGGUGGGUGGGGUCGGUGGAGUAACUGGACGGAUUGUACCAAGUCAUGCGGUGGAGGGGUUCAAAGCCGGAGGAGAGAGUGUGACAGUCCCCGUCCUGAGGGGGAGGGGAACUACUGCGAGGGACUGGGGUCUGAAGUCAUAGCUUGUAACACUAGCCACUGUCCAGUGGCGCCAUGCUCUAAGGUCCCAGGCACAGCGUUCAGUAGCUGUGGCCCCUCCUGCCCUCGCUCCUGUGAUGACCUGGCUCACUGUGAGUGGCAAUGUGAGCCUGGGUGCUACUGUACAGAGGGAAAGAUCCUGUCUGCCAACGGUACAGUGUGUGUGGAGCGGGAAGACUGUCUCUGCAUAGACCUCAACACUGGACACAGGCUGGAACCAGGGGAGACCACUGAAGCCCCUGAUGGGUGUAACAACUGCACCUGUCAGGGUGGUCGGCUCAACUGCACCAGAUACCCCUGUCCAGUGUCAGGCGGCUGGUGUGAAUGGUCAGAGUGGACUCCGUGCUCAAGGACCUGUGGGGCGGAGUCUGUGUCUCGCUACAGGAGCUGCAGCUGUCCUGAGCCCAACGCUGGGGGAGUGGUCUGCUCUGGAGAACAGGAAAUACACAACGGGGUCGGAGUUCAAAUCCAGAGGCAGCCAUGCCCUGUCAUCACCUUCUGCCCAGUCCACGGCUCGUGGAGCCCCUGGUCACCCUGGUCAGAGUGUGAUGGAUGCGCUGGGUCGUCCGCUCGCACCAGGGACUGCAACAGUCCUCCCGCCAAGUUCGGUGGGCUCCCCUGUCUUGGGGAGAGCAGGCAGAGACGUGGUUGCUAUGACAACAUUACCAUCUGCUCUGACUGUGGUGGCGGUCAGGAAGAAUGGCCUUGUGGGAAGCCCUGUCCCCGCUCCUGUUCAGAUCUUCAUAGCGACACAGAGUGCUUGGACCCACCUGGGUGCACACAGACUUGCGGAUGUCCGGGUGACAUGCUCCUGCAGGAUGGAGUGUGUAUAGCCCGGGCGGAGUGUCGCUGCAAAUACCACAACAGCUCAGAUACAGGGAUGACAUUCAGCGGGCUAUAUUCCAGUAAUGCAUCAUGGGAAUGGCCUGGUGGAUCUGGUUGGCAGUUUGCAGAACCAGGAGACAGCAUCAUCAGUGACUGCAACAACUGUUCAUGCGAGUAUGGGGUGAUGCAGUGUCAAUCAGUCCCUGGCUGCUAUGUUGACGGUGACUCGGUGGGCCCGUGGCUGCCCUGGUCUCGGUGGUCUGCGUGUUCGGUCAGCUGUGGUGGAGGACAGCAGGCCCGCUCUCGCCUCUGCAGCUCUCCCCCCUGCAGCGGGCUCAGGCGCCAGAGCAAGACCUGCAACACCCAGGUUUGCCUCGAAGUGGGCUGCCCCCCUGGCAGGUUGUACAGAGAGUGUGAACGAGGGGAAGGCUGUCCGUUCAGCUGCGCUCACGUCAGCGGCAGGGAGGGAUGCUACUCCGAUGGCUGUGAGGAAGGCUGCCACUGCCCCCACCAGAGGUACCAACACCACGGUGUCUGCCUGCAGGAGUGUCCCUGUCUGGUGGACAAGGACCUCCUGGCCUCUCUGCAGAGUGUUUCUGUCACACCUGUCUCCUCUCUGCUCCUCCAUAACGUCACUGAGGGAGGGGAACUUCAGCCUGGGGACACACUGGUCCAUGACUGCAGCACCUGCGGCUGUGAACAUGGCAGGUGGAACUGUUCCUUGGAGCAUUGCCCAGUUGACGGCCGCCUGUCCCCCUGGGGCCCCUGGAGCCCCUGCUCGCUGUCCUGUGGAGGUCUGGGACUGAAGACCCGCUCCAAGACCUGCACCCAGCCUACCCCAGCCCACGGAGGGAGGGACUGCCAGGGUCCACGUCAGGAAACCACCUACUGCCAGGCCCCUGACUGCCCAGUUGUUGUUGGUCCGACUGAAGAACCGGUUUUACCAGGCCGAGGUCUUGGCCUGAAUGUCAGCGUACAACGGCGAGGUCUCGGCCGGGUGGUGUCGGUACAAAGGCCGAGGUCUCGGCAGGGUGUGUCGGUACAAAGGCCGAAGGUCUUGGCCUGGAAUGUCGGUACAAGGCAAAGGUCACGGCCGGUGUGUCGGUGCCAAAGGCCGGGGUCUUGGCUGACAUGUCGUACAAAGGCCGGGGUCAAAGGCCGGGAUCGUCGGUACCAGGCCGGGUCAAGGGCCGGGAUCGUCGGUACCAAGGCUGAGGUCAAAGCCGAUAUCCUGACCAGCAGGCAGUUUGGGCCGAGGCUCAUGACAGGCAUGCGUUGGAGCAGAAGGCCAACCGACAGGCAGGCUACGGUCGAGGGGCCACAGGACAACCGACAGGCAGGCUGCGGUCGAGGGGGCACAGGGCAACCCCAGGCGCGGCUGAUUGAGAGGACGGCCCCCAGACGUCUGGGAUCAGGACAGGGCGACCCCAAGACGGGUCGCGAGGGUACAGGUCAGGGCAAACCCUCCAGCGCGGCUGAUGAGAGGACGGCCCCAGGACCGGUUAGGAUACAGGACAAGGAGACCCCCAGGGCGGCUGUUGAGAAGCCGGCCCCCAGGACGGUUGGGGUGAACAGGACAAGGCAAACCUCCGGGGUCGGUAGUGGCAAGCGGCCCCCAGGACGGUUGAAGACCAGGAGAAGGUACCCCCCUAGGACGGCUUCGGACAGGGUGGCGAGGCCAAGGACAAAGCGCGCUGUGGCCCAAGACGGCCGAGGCCUCGGACAGCACCAGAAGCGGAGUUCGGGCCGAGGGGACUUCCGUCACCAGAGCGGGAGCUCGCGGCCGGGGUACUCUCGGCGCCAAGGAAGCGGGAGCUCGGGCCGGGGGACUCACGACACCGAAAGCGGGAGCUCCGGCCGGGGACUUUCUCGGCGCCAGAAGCGGGAGCCCGGGCCGGGACGGUCACGGAAGCGGGAGUACGAACCGGGGGACUUCAAGGCUGAGCGACACCGAGCGGGGUGGUUACCUGGAGACGAACGGGGGCCGCAGCAGGCGCUGGGGUGGAACCUAGACGGAACGGGGGCCCAACAUGGCGGCUCAGGGGGAAGAGCCAAAGACGGAAACCGGGGCCCGUGCUAUGAUGUCUUUUGUGAUAUGUUCCAAGAUGGAGACGAGGUCUGUGAGGGGACGGACUGUGCGGAGAGGAAUUGUUCGUGGAAGGAUUGGGGGGAGUGGAGCUCCUGUUCUCGGUCCUGCGGGGUGGGUCAGCAGCAGAAGAUCCGAACCUUCCUCAGCCCCCGCUCCAACGGCUCCUGGUGUGAAGACAUCCUGGGGGGCAACCUGGAGCAUCGCUUCUGUAACAUCAAGCCCUGCAGAGUUGAUGGAGGUUGGUCUCGCUGGAGUCCAUGGUCCCGCUGUGAUAAGCGCUGCGGGGGGGGGCGCUCCAUACGAACCCGCUCCUGCUCCAGCCCACCGCCCAAGAACGGGGGGAAGAAGUGUGAAGGAGAGAAGAACCAGGUCAAACCCUGCAACACCAAACCAUGCGAUGAGAAAGGAUGCCCGCCAGGCCAGGAGUUUGUAUCGUGUGCCAACCAGUGUCCACAGCGCUGCUCAGACCUCCAGCAGGGCAUCGAGUGCCAGGACAACACCGACUGUCAGCCUGGCUGCCGCUGCCCUAAAGGCCAGCUGCAGCAGGACGGGGUGUGUGUGCAGCUCUGGCAGUGUGACUGUACGGACUCACUGGGACAAAUCUGGGCAGCCGGCAGCGUGCAUCAGGUGGACUGUAACAACUGCAGCUGCUCUGACGGACAGCUCUUCUGCACCAAUCACAGCUGCCAGGCCUCCUGCACCUGGAGCUCCUGGUCCAGUUGGGCAUUGUGCAGCGUUUCCUGUGGGAAGGGCCAGAGAACCAGAUACAGGUCUCUGGUCCCGGAGACCGAAGGAGCAGAUUGCCAGUUUGAGGAAGUCCAGCAUAAAUCCUGCGACCCCGGACCUUGCCCGCCUCUCUGUCUCCAUGACGACCAGGAGCUUACAGUGGGAGACACUUGGCUGCAGGGCGAGUGUAAACAAUGCACAUGCACCCCAGAGGGAGAUUACUGCCAAGACAUUGAAUGCAGAGUGGACGGUGGUUGGACCCCGUGGUCAGUGUGGUCUGACUGCUCAGUGACCUGUGGACGAGGCACCCAGGUUCACACCCGCGCCUGCAUCAACCCCCCCCCACGAAACAACGGGUCUCACUGCAGCGGGCCAGAAAGAGAAACCCAGGACUGUCACACUCCUCCCUGUCUGGAUGAUCUUUGCCCCUGGUCGCCAUGGUCACCAUGUUCCCGGAGCUGUGGCGCAGGUUCGGUGUUGCGGCGCAGGGUGUGUGUGUGUGAGGAGGGAGGAGAUGCAGCGUGUCCCUCUGAGAUCGAGGCUGAGAGGAACAGAGAGGAAACCCAGCUGUGUUACAAACGGCCCUGUCCAGACUGUCCCAUGUCGGGGUGGAGUGUUUGGUCUCCGUGCUCCUGUCAGUCUCAGAGGCAGCAGCGCUACCGUGUAGCCCUCUCCCCGGCCACCAGGGGGCAACAGUGCACUCCUGUUGAAACCCAGAGCAGGACGUGCAGUCUCAGUCAGUGUGGAGAUUGUGAAGCCCCAUUUGAGUACUCCGCCUGUGGUGCUCCCUGUGAGAAGCAGUGUGUGCUGCAGGGCCGUGGAGAUCUCUGUUCAGGAGUCAGGGAGUGUACACCUGGCUGCUACUGCCCACAGGGCCUGCUGCAGCAGAAUGGUACCUGUGUUCCUCCAGAGGAGUGUGGCUGCAUCCACCUGCAGCACCAAGCCUCCGGACCACCCCCCACACCUGUCACCCUCCCCCAGGGGGCCAUGGUCACCAUAGGCUGCAGCCGGCAGCUGUUGGUGUUACAGGCAGUGUGCUGUUCUAGUGGUCCCACACAGGCCGUCCCACCAGGCUCCGGCUCUCUGAGGACCGUCUUGUUCCGUGAUGACAACCCCCCACCACAAGAGGUGCUGCACUCACUCCAGGAUGACCACUCGCCCAACAAACAUCCCACUGGAGGGAGAGAUGUCGGACACAGGCGGAGUAUUAACAGGAUACCUACGCUCCUGGUGACUCAUAUGACUCAAAGGACUCGUAUGAUCCGGAUGUCUUCAAUGACUGACUCAGAAGACCUUGAGUCCGUAAAAGGAUCCGGAUUUUCCAUCUCUAAGUCAAACCUGGACAUGAUGGCAGAUCACAGCUCUCCGUCUGCAUGGUGUUCCCACAGGAAGGACCGCCCUCUGUGUCCUGGCAAAGGCGUGUCCUGGUCAUCUGGCCCCGCCCACAGGAAGCUGAGCACGAGCUCCAUGGGCUCCAGGGCUCAUAAACCGGGCACUGGAGCUUAUGUGUGUCAAAGAGGACUUUUCAACUGUUCCUCUGAGAUCUGUGAUGUGUGUCCUGACGGGGAGCGAUGGAAGAGGAGUGAGUCGGAGGAGGUCCCGCUGUGUGAGAGGAGCUGCGAGGACAUUUACUCCUCCUCUCCGGUGAACUGCAGCCACUCAACCGAGGGCUGCGUGUGUGAGGACGGACUCUACAGAAACUCUGAGGGUGUGUGUGUCAUCCCAGCCCUCUGCCCCUGCCAUGACCAGGGCAUCAUGCGAGAGGCAGGAUCAGAGUGGGACGAAGGCUGUCUGUCGUGUCACUGUGUGAACGGGAAACAAGUGUGCCAGUUAAGAUGUCCGCCACUCUACUGUGAAGAGGGGGAGGUGAAGGUGGAGGAGCCAGGCAGCUGCUGUCCAGUGUGUAGAAAGCAGUUUCCAGACGAGCCCGUGCCAGAGUGUCGGCGCUACGUGCAGGUCAGGAACAUCACUAAGGGAGACUGUCGGCUUGACAACGUGGAGGUCAGCUUCUGCAGGGGACGCUGUCUGUCCAGGACUGAUGUCAUCCUGGAGGAGCCCUACCUCCAGUCGGUGUGUGAGUGCUGCAGUUACCGUCUGGACCCUGAGACCCCGGUGCGUUUCCUCAGCCUGCAGUGUGAGAGCGGAGAGAGCGAGCCCGUGGUCCUGCCCGUCAUCCACAGCUGCGAGUGCACCAGCUGCCAAGGAGGUGACCUGUCCAGACGCUGAGUGUGUUGAGUGUGUCUGUGAGAGUGUGAGUGUGUGUAUGCUUAAGAAAGAGCGAGAGCAGGACAAGUACAAAUGCCACGCCAAGUGAGAGCGGUUGCCGGGUGAUGGACGCAUCAUUUUGGGGCGGGACACAGCGAUGGAUGAGAGGAAACAUGGAGACCCGCUGAUGUUCACACUGUUCUGUAGUCCUGAGUCAUCAGAUGACUGGAUGCUACUGCUGAUCAUAGAGUUCCUGUUCCUGUUUAUUCUUCUACUUGUACAGCCUUUUUCUACUGUAUAUUUAUAGUAAUAUUAAUGGACCUAUGAUACACUCCAAGUAAGAACUAUUAUGCAAAAAACAAGUUUAAUUUGUAUGUAUAAAUAAGAUGUGCAUGUUCCAGCGGUCAGCAGCAGUUACUGAUACAUCAAUAAAACAUUUCUACA
Notothenia coriiceps (black rockcod) is the source of this 13348-nucleotide messenger RNA. It is a transcript of the gene sspo, whose product is annotated as SCO-spondin. The record is from RefSeq and is a predicted model, not a curated record. Lineage: Eukaryota; Metazoa; Chordata; Actinopteri; Perciformes; Nototheniidae. The annotation marks the transcript as partial. Gene Ontology annotation, molecular function: protein binding. Gene Ontology annotation, cellular component: extracellular matrix. The transcript has 86 exons.